AUGUUUUCAAAAAAUAUAAAUAAAGUUAGAUUUAAUCUAACAUUAAUGGAUGAAGGAGAAUAUUAUUUUGAUGAUUAUAGUGCAAUUUUUUAUCCACCGUCAAAUACAGAGGAAGAAUCAUGGCAAAAGAGAAUAGCAGGUAGAAUAUUAGUUUGUUCAAGCUCAAUGUUUUUUGAACCUGACGAUUCAAAAUUACCAAUAAUGAAAUUUCCAUAUAAAGAUAUGUCAAGUAUAGGAGCAUGGUUAAAUUCAUUAUCAUCAGCACCACCUGCUCAUUUACCAACACCACAACCAAUACCACAAUCAAUAUUAUCACCAUCAAAGCCAACACCAACACCAACACCACCAAUAGUUGUUGAACAACCUUCACCAACACGUUCAGCUUUUUCUAGAUUAUUAUCAUUUUCAUCAUUAACUUCAAAAGUAACAACACCAACACCACCAACACCAACUCCAACACCACCAACUCCACAACCAACAUCUAUAGCACCAACCCCAACCAUUGCAACCAAUCCAUAUACAUCAUUUUCAGUUAGUCCAAAUCCACCAUCACCAUUAUUAUCACAAUUAUUUGAACAAGCAAAACCUUCAUUCUUAGCAAGUAAAGGGGAUAUUUUCUAUGUAAAAUCAUCACAAGUUAUUGAAAUGAAAGAAAAUUCUAGAAAUCAUCCAUAUAUAUUUAAACAAUAUAAUAAUAUAGAUUUUAAAUUUUCAUUUAAUUAUGUAAAACAAAAUAUAGUAUUAGAUGUUAUGAAAGUAUUUCAUAAUUAUUCUGGUAAAGAAAAGAUUCAAAGGGAUGAAUUGAUUAAACAAAUGGUAGAAGAUAGAGAGAAUAAAAUAUUUUUUGAUAUAACACAAUUGGUUGAUAUGAAUGAAAGGAAUAUAUUAGAAUUAAAAUGUUCAAAAAUUUCACCAUUGGUAGAGAAUCCAGGUAGAUUAUUAAUUACAAAUGCAAGAUUAUACUUUCAACCAAUGAAUAACAUUGAAGAGAAUCGAUUAAAGAAUUAUAGUUUACAAUCGAUCAUUAGGGUAUUACAAAGAAGACAUAGUUUAAGAGAGAUUGGUUUGGAAUUGUUUUUCGAUGAUGGGUCAAGUUUAUUCUUAAAAUUUAAUAACACAAUCACACGUAAUCAAGUCUAUGAUUUAUUGGUUAAACAUUUAUGUACCAAUAUAAUGCAUAUCAAUGAACAGGCUAAUUAUCUAUUAAAGUGGCAAAAUGGUAUCAUAUCAAACUACGAUUAUCUAUUGUAUUUGAAUAAUUUAGCAGGUAGAACAUUCAAUGAUUUGACGCAGUAUCCUGUUUUCCCAUGGAUUAUAGCGGAUUACCAAUCUACAACAUUGGAUCUAAAUAGAAAUGAGACCUUUAGAGAUUUAUCCAAACCAAUUGGUGCACUAAAUCCAACUAGAUUAGCCACAUUUCAAGAUCGUUAUCAUCAGAUUCCCGAUGAUCAACCAAAAUUCCUCUAUGGUACACAUUAUUCAACACCAGCUUAUGUAUUAUACUUUUUAGUUAGACAAGUACCAGAGUAUAUGUUACGUUUACAAAAUGGUAGAUUCGAUUCACCAAAUCGUAUGUUUUAUUCAAUUGAAGAAACUUGGAAUUCAGUUUUAAAUAGUACAACAGAUGUUAAAGAAUUAAUUCCAGAAUUUUAUAAACCAUCAUUUGAAUCAUCAAGUAGUAGUAGAAAUGGCGGCGGCGGCGAUGAUGAUGAUAAUUUUGAAAAUGGUAUUUUUUUAACAAAUUCCGAAAAUUUACCAUUAGGUAUUCGUCAAGAUAAUAAUGUAAUUAAUGAUAUUAUUUUACCACCAUGGGCUUCAUCACCAAAAGAUUUCAUUAGUAAAUUACAUCAAGCAUUGGAGUCUGAAUAUGUAUCACAAAAUCUUCAUCAUUGGAUCGAUUUAAUAUUUGGUUAUAAACAAAAAGGUGAAGAAGCAGUUAGAGCUAAUAAUUUAUUUUAUCAUUUAACCUAUGAAGGUAGUAUAGAUAUUGAAUCAAUCACUAAUCCAUUCGAACGUGAAGGUAUGGAAGCUCAAAUCAAUGAGUUUGGUCAAACACCAAGACAAAUCUUUAAAACUCCUCAUCCACAACGUUUACCACAACAAUUAAGAAAUCAAAAUUUAAAAAUUGAAUUAAGUGAUUUAGAACAAAAUAUUAAUUUCAUUUUUGAUGAAUUAAAUAAUUGUAAUAUUAAUGAAUUAAAUAAUGAUAAUGAUAAUAAUUUAAAUAAUAAUAAUAAUAAUAAUAAUAAUAAUAAUAGUAAUAGUAAUAGUAAUUUAAAUAAUAAUUAUAUAGAUAGUAAUAUAAAUAAUAAUAUAAAUAAUAUUGAAAAUAUAAAUAGUUUAAAUAAUGAGAAUAAUGAAAAUAGUAAUGAUAAAAAAAAUAAUAGUAAUAGUAAUAGUAGUGAUAAUAUAAAAAAUAGUAAUGGUUUUGAAAAUAAUGAUAAUAAUUUUAAUAAUGAAAAUGAAAAUUUAAAUGAUGAAAAUGAAAAUUUAACAUUUUUAGGCGAAGAAAGAAAUAAUAGUAAUAAUUGGGGAUCAUUAAAUUUUUUAAAAUUUAAUCAAAAUAUAAAAUUACAUAAAGAUAAGAUUAGUGCAUUAUAUUUAUCAAAUAAUAGUGAAACCAUUUAUUCAGUAUCAUUGGAUAGUUGUUUAAAGAUUUACUCUUUAAAAGAAAAGAGACAAAUUAGAUCAUUAAAUCUUUGUAAUUUGGCAUUAUCAUCUUUUCAAUUAUCAAAGGAUGAGAAAUAUAUUAUCAUUGGUUCAUGGGAUAAUAAUAUUUAUGUCUAUUCAGUGGGAAAUGGUAGUAUAAGUUAUUCAAUACCGGGUCAUAGUGAUGCUGUAUCAUGUCUAAAGUUACAUAAUAACAAUAUAUUGGUAUCGGGUAGUUGGGAUUCAUCUGUAAAGGUUUGGAGAACUCAUAGACAAUCCAAUGGUGCAAUCUCCAUUGAAAAAACACCAAUUGCAGAUUUCGUAGAUUCAGAUACUGAGAUAAGGUCGAUCGAUAUCAGUUCAAAUGGUACCAUAUUUUGUGCGGGCUCAAGCGAUGGUUAUCUCUAUUUCUACGAUUUACUCACACUUCAAUUGAUUCGUAGAAUCAGUUGUUUCUUUGACGAGUUGGUGUGUAUUAAAUUCACUCCUGAUGGAUCGAGAAUUAUCACCGCUUGUAUUGAUGGCUCUGUAAAAUUGAUUGGUAUAGAAGGUUCAGAAAUCUUUAGUUUCAAAGUAAAAGGUGAAAUUCAUUGUUUGGACUCUGAUGGUUCUUCUCUAAUCAUUGGUACUGAUCGUGGUCUUUGUCUUUGGAGUUUAACAACUGGUACUGAAAUAAAAGAUUCUAUCUCUCCUUUCUUAUCUCAAUCUUCAAAUGAAUCAAUUCAUUCUUUAAAUGUUUCAAUUAAUCAAUCUUCAAAUAAACCAAUUUUAUUAACUGGUACUGAAGCUGGUUCAAUUUCAAUUUGGCAACAAUAA
Dictyostelium discoideum AX4 is the source of this 3465-nucleotide messenger RNA. It is a transcript of the gene lvsF, whose product is annotated as BEACH domain-containing protein. The record is from RefSeq and is a predicted model, not a curated record. The transcript has 2 exons. NCBI's taxonomy places the organism in Eukaryota, Evosea, Eumycetozoa, Dictyosteliales, Dictyosteliaceae. Bases 1 to 3465 code for a protein of 1154 amino acids.